Clonostachys solani is the source of this 390-nucleotide messenger RNA. Lineage: Eukaryota; Fungi; Ascomycota; Sordariomycetes; Hypocreales; Bionectriaceae. The record is from the annotation of a GenBank genome assembly.
AUGGAUCUAAAUAAAUAUUGGAUGCGAUUCAGGUUCUAUAGUAGUGAUGAUACACAGCCAGAUUUCAAUUGCGACAAUUCUGAAUUAGACUCUGACUGCGACAAUUCUGAAGCGGAACUUGAAAGCGACAGCCUAGAACCAGGACCUGAAAACUCGUCAUCAAAACCCGACCGGGAAGCAGUGCGUUGGGUGCCAGGCAGAAUCCCACUUGAAGAAGUUCCUCCAGACCCAGAGUGUGGCACCCGCGUCGCUGCAAGAUUAACUUGGGUCCACGAGCCCGACACUCGAUCUGUCCCUGAGACCGAGUUCGUGUCCAACGUCCGGUACAAAAUGAGCCAACAUCGUCACCGAAAGGACGACCGCCUGCCUGGUGCUUCUAAGCCGCAGUAG